AUGGGGAAUAAGCAAGCAAGCCUUGACCAACAGACCCUUGAUGUGCUCCAGAAGAAGACUCAUAUGUCUCCAAAAGAGCUUAAAGAAUGGCACAAAAGGUUUCGUAAGCAAUUUCCAAAUGGCCAAAUGAGUCGACAGCAAUUUGCUCAGGUAUAUUCCGAUUUCUUCCCUGGUGGAAAUCCCGAAGCCUUCGCUGAUAUUGUAUUCAAUAGCUUUGAUACUAACGGCGACGGAGCAGUUAAUUUUACAGAAUUUACCUGCGCGCUUGGUAUAAUUAACAACGGUACGGUUGAUGAAAAAAUUAAUUGGGCUUUCGACUUAUAUGAUCAGGACAAGAAUGGAGUUAUUACAAUAAACGAAUUGGUAAUUAUGCUUAAGGCGCUGUACAAGCUGAUCGGCGUCCUUGACACGAGCCAAUUACCGCCAGGCCAGAUGACUCCCGAGGAGCACGCCAAGGCCAUAUUUGACAAACUGGAUGUAAACAAGGAUGGCACCCUCUCGCGCGAGGAGUUCAUCCGUGGCACCAGGGGCGACCACGACAUCAUGGCGAUGCUGAAAUUCACUGAACCGUUGUAA
This is a messenger RNA of Mesocestoides corti, 576 nucleotides long. The record is from the annotation of a GenBank genome assembly. Lineage: Eukaryota; Metazoa; Platyhelminthes; Cestoda; Cyclophyllidea; Mesocestoididae.